AUGUAUUUCGCUGAUCGAACUCGGUACAUUGUCUUGACCCUGUCGGUCAUCUGCUUCACAUUGAUCUUCGCAAAUAGUGUUGCACUUAAUUUCACCAUAAUUUGCAUGGACGACAAUGGAUCGGAUUCUCAUCUCGGUACUCCAAUGAAUAGCAGUCACGGAUCACACUGGCUUCAUUCGAGCACUCAUGUGAAUUCACUGUUCUCCGCAAUUGCUAUCGGCUGCUUAAUCGGCACCAUUCCAAGCACUUACAUUAUUCAUAAACUUGGACUUUGCAAAACCAUGACACUUUAUGGAAUGACCACAACUUUGGCAACGCUUGGAUUUCCGGUGGCAGUGAGGACAGGAUUUGAAGCGAUAUUCGUUAUGAGAGUACUACAGGGAGCACUGUCAGUACUUGCGUUUACCACGUUUUUCUUCUUCUACAAGGACGAUCCGAGCAGACACAGAGCUAUCAUUAAGGAUCCUUGUAUACUCGCUGUAUGGUUGGCAGCAAGUGGAGGGAAUCUUGGAUUUCAAGUAUUCGUUCUGUAUGGUCCAACGUAUAUCAAUAAGGUUCUCCACUUCAACGUCACCUCAACCGGAUUCGUCACCGCAUUACCUCACAUUCUCUCAGCAGCACUGAAAUUUGUGGUCACGAAUCCUACAGUGGAUCAAAUCGCGUACACUGCUGCAAUUGUGUUCAGCGGUAUUAACGUCGUCGGUGUCGUGAAAUGUGCACAACUGGUGGCCCGUCAACAUGCUCAUUUCGUUAUGGCUGUGAUGUCAUUCCAUCUUUGUAUUAUUAUACUCUUUGUUCCGAUAGCAGUGAGCAUCGUCUGUCCAGACAACACUCCGGAACAAUGGUCAAACCUAUUCUUCGGGAUAAGCGUGAUCGUAGUCGUAGCGAACGUUCCGUUCGCUUUUCUGGCUAGUAGUGAGCCGGCACCAUGGACCGGAACCGAUAAGGGUAGAGGUGUAGCUCACGACAAUGUGUGUGAUUACGCUCAGUUCGAGCAAUUAAUCCAGAAAACACGAGCAAAACAUUUUGGUAUGACUUCGCUCACGGAACUAUGCAUCCAAUUACGCGUUAGAAUGCGGGCGACUCCUACUUCUGCACUCCAACACAACUCAGAUGGGCAGCAGAAACUGCCGCAACUUCGCACAACGGCCGACGCAUUGCGGAUUGCUUACGUUCUGUCGCGUAGUAAAUUGCAUCGUUAG
Messenger RNA from Necator americanus (New World hookworm), 1203 nucleotides. RefSeq lists its product as uncharacterized. Gene Ontology annotation, cellular component: membrane. The record is from RefSeq and is a predicted model, not a curated record. Bases 1 to 1203 code for a protein of 400 amino acids. The transcript has 10 exons. Lineage: Eukaryota; Metazoa; Nematoda; Chromadorea; Rhabditida; Ancylostomatidae.